Messenger RNA from Glycine soja, 1215 nucleotides. RefSeq names its product adenylyltransferase and sulfurtransferase MOCS3-like. Gene Ontology annotation, cellular component: cytoplasm. The coding region runs from base 1 to 1050 and encodes 349 amino acids. Gene Ontology annotation, molecular function: URM1 activating enzyme activity; nucleotidyltransferase activity; thiosulfate-cyanide sulfurtransferase activity. The record is from RefSeq and is a predicted model, not a curated record. NCBI's taxonomy places the organism in Eukaryota, Viridiplantae, Streptophyta, Magnoliopsida, Fabales, Fabaceae. The transcript is spliced from 9 exons.
AUGCUUGGUGUUAUUGACCAUGACGUGGUUGAGCUGAAUAAUAUGCAUAGGCAGGUUAUCCACACGGAAGCAUAUGUUGGUAAGCCAAAAGUGAAAUCUGCCGCUGCUGCUUGUGGCUCGAUCAACUCCACUAUUCAAGUUGUGGAACAUGAAGAAGCUUUGCAGACUUCCAACGCUUUGGAAAUUCUCAGCAAAUAUGAUAUAAUAGUAGAUGCAACAGAUAAUGCUCCUACCCGAUACUUGAUCAGUGAUUGCUGUGUGGUUCUAGGAAAGCCUCUUGUAUCAGGUGCUGCACUGGGAUUGGAAGGGCAGCUUACUGUCUACAAUUACAAUGGUGGUCCUUGCUAUCGAUGCCUCUUUCCAACUCCACCACCUAGAACAGCAUGCCAAAGUUGUGCUGAGGGUGGAGUUCUAGGAGUAGUUCCUGGUAUAAUUGGCUGUCUCCAAGCUCUUGAGGCUAUUAAGAUUGCAGCUUCUGUUGGUGAGCCACUCUCAGGAAGGAUGCUUCUCUUGGAUGCAUUGUCUGGACGGAUUCGUAUUGUCAAAAUUAGAGGAAGGUCUAUGCAGUGUGAAGCUUGUGGAGAAAAUGCAACAUUUACCCAACAGCAAUUCCGAGAAUUUGAUUAUGAGAAGUUCACUCAGACUCCCUUGCGUGUGCCUCCUUUGAAGUUAAAUCUACUUCCCAGAGAAUCAAGAAUCAGCAGCAAGGAGUACAGUGAAGUAAUUAUUAAGAAGGGACCUCAUGUGCUGGUUGAUGUUAGACCAGCACACCAUUUCAAGAUUGCAUCUCUACCAAAGUCUCUGAACAUUCCACUCUCAACAUUAGAGGCUAGGCUGCCUGAAGUAUCAUCAGCUUUGAAGAAAGAGGAAGAGGAAAGUGGUGCAGUUUCUGGGUCAAGUGCACAAUUGUAUGUAGUAUGUAGAAGGGGAAAUGAUUCUCAAAGGGCUGUUCAGUAUCUUCACAAAAUGGGUUUCACUUCUGCCAAGGAUAUUGUUGGUGGCUUAGAAUCUUGGGCCCACAAUGUGGACCAUCAGUUCCCUACAUAUUAGCUGACACCUCUAGCUAUGUUAAAUAUCACUUUCAUUAAGUUGUUAUACUGCUUGUUUAAAAUUAUUUCUCUUAUUAGUGACGCUGCUUUCAUUUUUCCAUGUCUAUUUACAACAUUCACGUGACUUUAUUUUUUUUAGUCUUAAUUCAUUUUAUUCUUGUUUUUC